Messenger RNA from Drosophila willistoni, 5000 nucleotides. RefSeq names its product ras-responsive element-binding protein 1. Lineage: Eukaryota; Metazoa; Arthropoda; Insecta; Diptera; Drosophilidae. The transcript has 12 exons. The record is from RefSeq and is a predicted model, not a curated record. Gene Ontology annotation, molecular function: zinc ion binding. Bases 168 to 4391 code for a protein of 1407 amino acids. Gene Ontology annotation, cellular component: nucleus.
ACCAGUUAUCGGUGCUGCAAGCGUCUGAAAAGACGCAGGAAAACAUUACAUUUUUAAUGUUGUGACCUAAAGAGGGAGUGAAAAUCCCAAAACUAAUGCCAUAAACUGCAAAACAAUUGUACAAAUUAUUAUCAAAACGCGGUAAAUGAGUUUUUUAUGUGUCAACCAUGCCAAUGCCAAGUCAAAUCAAGAGAAGAAGCAACGAAAGGGCGAAAGCGGAGCUUCAGUUCAUCAAGUCCAAUGCAAAUUACGAAUACGUUUGUCGCUGCUGUCUCAAAUCGGACGCGGAUUUCAUUCAACUGGAUACGUUGAUGGUAUCACGAAACUUGGAGGGAAAUGAUGAAUCGGAUAAAAUCCCUUUAUUGCGUUGCUUACUCUUUUGCAUACGCACGGAUAAUAAACCCGAUUUGCCACAAUUAAUCUGCACGGAGUGUAGCAAGACUUUGCAAAUCUCUUACUAUUUUCUGCAAAAUGCUUUGCGUGCCCAUGAGAUUCUUUGCCGUAAACUAUGUUCAGAUAAGCCAACACAUUCGCGGCUUGGAGUGCAGCUUAAUGGCAAUUUUAGACAUGAGACGGCGCCAAAGGAAGUCCCUUCACCAGACAGCAAGGCGAGAUCGCAGAAGUCGGGCAAUAUCCGCCAUGAAUGCAAAAUUUGUGGCACAGUGGUACACAAUCGUAUGGAACUUAAGCAGCACAUACGUCUGCACAGAGAUACAAUCAUUCAGAAUUGCUCGAUGUGCAUUUUUAGUACGAUAAAGCAGAGCCAUCUAAUGGAACACUAUCGAGUGAUGCACAAUCUAACAACAGCUCAGGCGGAAGAUCGCAUUAAUUUGGAACAACUUGAACAAAAACUGCAAGAAGGUCCUAAAGUUUGCACUCUAGAGGAUAUUGAAAUGCUUAUACCGACUGUAUUGACACCCGAGGAUUAUGCUCAGCCAAAAAGUGAAUACAAUAUUGAGCCACACUCGAUGCCCAAUAAGGAGACAAGUGCGAAUAAUGUUAGCAUUGGCACGGAAUUCCUUGUCAUGCCUGAUGGAUCACUACAACAAGUGAAUGGUGGUGGAGUCCUUUUUGAAUAUAUCGAUGACAGCAAACGUAAUGUGGCACCCACGAGCAAUUUAAAUUUACAAACUCUUCUUGGAAAUGACAACCUAUCCCUCGAUCCCAUGGAUAUAGAUAUUAAUGACCUUAUUGUGGAGGAAAAUCUACCGCAAAUAAAAACCAAGCCAAGACCUGGAAAAAUGGCAGCUGCUACUUUCAAGCACAAGUGCACAAUUUGUAUGAAAUCAUUUCCCACUUUGGCCCGCUUAAAAUCUCAUCAAUUAACCCACAGUAAUUUACCCAAAUUUCAUUGCGAUCAGUGUAAUUUCUUUUCGCUGCUUAGCUCUGAUCUUGCCUAUCAUCAUAAAGUAAUGCAUCAGGAGCCGCCGACACCGGCCCCGGUCCCAGCCCCGGCUCAAACAUCGACUGUAGAACAGGGUGAGAUAUUAUCAUGUGAUCUGUGCCUGUUCGAGACAAGGAUAUCAAAUGAGCUGUAUGACCAUUAUACUGACAAACACAUGGUUCGUCCCACAGAGGUGCAAUUACGCCCCUGUUGGUCUGGUGGCGCGGAGACAGUGGUAAACACGGCAAUCCCUCAAUUGCCGACGGAUCAAGGGCAAAAUAUUGUUAAUCCUUAUCCAGUGCCUGUACAGCAAAUUCUUCCACAAACCGCCACAAAUAUUAUUGCGCAGCAGCCGGCACAGGCGAAUACAACAGCAACUAUAACACCAAUGGGCGAUAUUAGUGUGGUUGUUGAUGCAACACCAUUAUUUUUCCCCAAUGGCACGCAAACAGCUGUGACUACAGUUGUCCCACUAGCACCACCACCACCACCACCACCUGCACCAGCACCACCAUUGCAAGCUUCCACAGUUCCUUCAGCUAUUGUGGAUAAUAGCAAUAUCAAUUGUACCAACACCACCACCAACACAUAUGUUGAAGCAUUUCCAGAAAUCUCAGCCAACGAGAAUCUUGUCCAGACAACUGAGCAGACAACUAUUCCGCCAAUCCCGAAUCCAAAUUUACCAACAACUUUUGGCGAUAUGCAAGACUUUAUCGAUAAUACAGAUGUGGCAGCCAUAUGCACCAUACCAGCGGAUGGUAUGCCCGUUGUUGAUGGCGAUGAUAUAGUUAUUGAUAAUAAUAAUAUAAGCUUAGAUUUUGAUGCCGAAAAUCUCUUUGGUGAAUUCGAAGAGGAGGAAGAGGGUGGUGGAGAGGCAGUUGUUGGUGCUCCGAAAGAUGUGGUUGAAGAGGAAGCCGAAGAGGUGGAGGAGGAGGAAGAAGAGGAGGAUGUUGAUAAUGAUGAUGAAAAUGACAACAAUGAUGAUGCAACUGAUCAGAAUCUAUUGCUAACCAGUGAUGACGACGAUGUCGAUGACUUCGAUGAUGAGCAGUCGAGACAUUUGCAAAAACCAUAUUGCAUCUAUUGCAACAAAAAGUUUACCAGCCAAUACAAAUUCGAGAAUCAUAUGUUUGUUCAUAGGGGUCUGGCUCCCUAUCGAUGUGAAUUGUGCACAAAUCUUUACAAUAUGAAACGUCUACUUAUACGGCAUUACAAGACCGUACACAAACGCAUGCCCACCCGCGAUAUGGUCCAGGCAAAGGGAGAUAAAAUAACAGUAGCUCGUUCUAAUAAGGAAACCAUUCAGGUUGAUGUCAAUAAAGAUCCAAUGCUUAUGUGCGCCAAAUGUCCAUUUGAGUGUGAGUCGGAUGCGGAUAUGAAAAAGCAUUUAAAUGCUCAUCAUGGCAUAAAUGAUGGUGUUUCCGUACAUGCCAAUGAAGUGUUUAUUAUACGUAAAUUGCCAUUUGAGUGCCCACGUUGUAUACGUUCGUUUGCUGCCAAAAGGACACUAACACGUCAUUUACAACGUAGUCACCUGGUGGACACCAUAAUUGAGCUAACAGGUCCAGCCGCAACAAUACCAUCACCAAGCCAAACCGAAACCAAUGCGGUGGCAAACGAAAUCGUGCCAUUGAACAAUGCCGUAGAUGCCACCGCAGAAAAGGAAGCUGACACACCGGUAGCGGCUCCUGUUCCUGAUGACACAGCGAUGGUUCCCGUUGCUGCUGACACAUCGAUGGGGGCUGCUGCUGCUGCUAAUGCUGGAAUAGAUGGAAUAAAUGUCACCGAAUGCGAAACCACCGAUACACUCGUUCAAAGUGAGAAAGAGGCUGAAGGUGAAGCUGCUGCUGCAACAGUGGAAGAAAAUGAACCUGCGGCUUUAUCAACAGCCAAUUCGGAACCAUCUACUUUGGAAGUAAAGCCAACUGAAGUUACUACUGCUAACACCACAGCAACUACAACUACAACAACAGCGGCUCCGGCAACAGCACCAGCUUCACCAACAGUAACCACAGCUUCGACAUCUUCAACAAUUUUUAAUACACCAACACACUUCGAUUUCGAUUAUGAUUUUAUGGGUGAUAGUACAUCUACGCCCAAUGGUAACAUCAAUACCCCAAAUCCCGAUUCUAACAAUACCAAUCCCAGCAGUACUACCACUACUACAAACAAUAACAAUAAUAACAACAACAACAACACUACUACAACAGAUGGUUAUACACCAGCAGCCGAAGAGCUUCCCAGUCAUGUACUCAAUGGCAGUGACAAGUUAUUAACUGCCGCCACCAUGGAGCCAUCACCCAUUAAGGACGGACGAACGCGUCUUCCACGCACCCCGAUUUUUGUAUGCAAAUUGUGCAAUAAGACAUUUGAUGAACUAAGUAAACUCGUUAAACAUGAAACCGAAAUGCAUUCUGGCGGAGAGCCGCGUCGAGUUGCCUUCCAGCACAAGUGUUCCACAUGUCAUGCAACGUUUCGUACCCUUACAUUGCUAAAGUUUCACAUGAAACGACAUUUGGCACGCCGAUUUCAAUGCAACCGCUGUCCCAAGUGCUUUAUCAAGAAGCCGGAAUUGGAGCGACAUAUCUUAAUGAAGCACGCAGAAAAACAUGACACGAGCAGCAAAGAUAAAGCCUUCAGAUGCUCAUUGAAUGGUUGUACGAAGACGUUUAAUUUUAAACAUCAUAUGGUUCGUCAUCAAAAUGCCGUGCAUCUGAAGGUUCGUCAUAUCUGCAAUAUUUGUGAAAAAGAGAUGAUAAAUAGUUUCAAUUUGAGAGUUCAUAUGCGGAUUCACAGGGGCAAUGGACAGUCGUACAAGUGUCCGAAUUGUGAUAAAACCUACGUGCGACGCGGACCGCUUCGUCUACAUGCUCGUCAAGCCCAUCAACUUGAGCUAACUGAAAGCGAUUGGGCCGGAAUGUUAUGCAAUAAUGUUCGCUCCAACAGUUUGCACGUGAAAAAGCCUUCACGUAAAAAGAAAACUUCAGAGGCACCAGCCGGCGACUAAAAAGAAAAGCAAUUUUGAAUAAUAAGCACAAUCAAUGAAUGUAUCUUUUCACUGUACAAAAAAAAAAAAAACAAAAACACAUAAACUUUUAAAUGUAGUUGUAGUUAUAUGUCACGAAGUUGUGUUGGCGCUAAUGGUAUUCCAAAGUUUUCCACUUUUUAUCUCCCUAAUUUUCGUAAUGUAAAUAAGCACAAGCACUCUCUUGGCAUCAGAAAUAUAGUCAUUGUAAGAUGCUGUUUAAUCAUUAAGGGUACUUAAGAUACACACAAACACUUAAGAUACGUUUUCAUUGAAAAAAAAAUAUUUAUCUAACUAUUGGAUUUGUCUUUCUUUUUUUUUGAUAUCUUAAAAUACUAGUUAAUAUCUAAGAAUGAAAAGUUUAACCACUUUUAAAUUAGUUAAGCAAAACAGAAUUUCUGCUUCGAGCCGAUGUGGUUUUUUUUUCAAAUAUUUGGCAUAUGCAUUAAAUAUUCUCAUCCAUAUACAUAUAUAAGAAAUGCAAAUGCUGUGUAAUAAUUAGUGCCCUAAAGAGUAGCUAACACUGAACUCUAGAAUUAAGAUAAAUCAAUUAUUAAAUAAUAAAUAUUUUUUUUUUGUUCACAUGAGAGA